AGCUCCGGCCCUGGUUGGACCUCGCGCUAGGCCAUCAACCGAGUCUGGGCAGUCUGUACGAUAUUACCGGCCGUUGCGGGAUCACUAACUAGUUCGGGGCCUCAUCUCCUGGCAGGGAAUUCAAGCAGCAGGGCAAGACCAGCUAUACCUUAAUGCUACUAGGGAUCGGCGGUUCUUCGCGGCUGCACCUCCAUAUGUACGGGUGGUGAAGCGUCCAUUUUCUUCCUUUUGUUUUCUUCCUCCUCAUUCCUCUUGUCAGCGUCUGGCCUGCGCAACGACGAACCUCUUCGCCCUCUAGGCCUCGAAAGAUGGCCACACAGCUGGUCACUUCGGCUCUGUCGAAUCCCCAACUUCAGGCGCAGAAACCGUCCUACCUGGAAGGACCAAUUGAUCCCCCGCUCGUCGACUUAACUCUGGGCGAGCUUCUCGACCUGCAAUGCCAGCAGCACGGCUCGCAGGAAUGCAUCGUCGUGUCCUGGACAGGCGCCCGAUGGACGUACAACGAUCUCAAUCAGCAGAGCUUGCAGGUGGCCGCCGCCCUGCUUGCUCUCGGGGUCGGCGUUGGCGACCGUGUCGGUAUUAUGGCCGGCAACUGCGAGCAGUACGCGGCGAUCUUCUUCGGCGUCACGCGCAUCGGUGGCAUCCUCGUGAUCCUGAAUAACACGUACACGCCGACGGAAGCCCUGUAUGCAUUGAAGUUUUCCGGGUGCAAGGUGUUUUUUACCGUGAAGAAGAUCGGGAGGGUCGACAACGCCGGGCUGCUGGCGCAGCUGGCUAAAGAGGAGCAAGCACCCAACGUCGUGAUCCUGCACGGGGAGUCCGGGACCUACCCGACGUACGCCGACCUGAUUAAGCGGGGGCGCGGGUACAGAGCCGACACGCUGCAACGACUCAUGAGCCGGGUCCUCGCCCACAACGUGUGCAACCUGCAAUUCACCAGCGGGACGACGGGCCACCCGAAGGCGGCCAUGUUGACGCACCACAAUAUCGUCAACAACGCGCGGUUCAUCGGCGACCGCAUGCGCCUCACGUCGGAAGACGUGCUAUGCUGCCCGCCGCCCCUCUUUCACUGCUUCGGUCUUGUCCUCGGCAUGAUGGCCGUCCUCACGCACGGCGCCAAGAUCGUCUUCCCUGCCGAGACCUUCGACGCGCCCGCCACCCUGUCCGCGAUCGCCGACGAGCGCUGCACCGCUGUGCACGGGGUACCUGCCAUGUUUGACACGCUCGUGAAGCUUGACCCGCCGCCCGGCUUCGAGCUCGCGCGCCUACGGACCGGGAUCAUCGCCGGCGCGCCGGUGCCGCGCUACCUGAUGGAGCUGCUAGUGUCGCGGUUCGGCAUGUCCGAGUUUACGAGCAGCUACGGGCUCACCGAGGCGUCGCCAACGUGCUUCAACGCCUUCACCGACGACCCGAUCGAGAGGCGACUGACGACGGUAGGGACCCUGAUGCCGCACGCGCGGGCCAAGAUCGUGGAUAACGACGGCAACAUCGUGCCGGUGGGCACACGGGGCGAGUUGUGCAUCUCAGGAUACCAGCUGCAGGCGGGAUACUGGAACAACUCGGAGAAGACGGCGGAGGUGAUGGUACGCGACCCCGAGGGCACGCUGUGGCUGCGAACGGGCGACGAGGCCGUGUUCGACGACCGGGGCUACUGCACGAUCACGGGGCGCUUCAAGGACAUCAUCAUCCGCGGCGGCGAGAACAUCUACCCCCUAGAGAUCGAGGAGCGGCUGCGCGCACACCCUGCCGUGGGAGUGGCCGUGGUGACGGGCUUGAAGGACGCCCACUACGGCGAGGUAGUAGGCGCGUUCCUGGAGCUGGCGGCCCGACCGACCGAGGCUGGGGCGAGGGGAGCAGGCGAGGGGGCCAGGACGGAGCGGCCGAGCGACGCGGAAAUCCGAGAGUGGGUGCAGCAGAAGCUGGGACGACACAAGGCACCGACUCACGUGUUCUGGCUCGGUCACGCUGGCGUGCCGCGGGAACUGCCGCUCACGGGAAGCGGCAAGGUCAAGAAGUACGAGAUCGCGCAGUUCGGCGAAGCGAUCCUACGGAAGAGGAGGCUGGAAAAGCUGUAGAAGACGCAUCUGGUACCACACAGAAAGAUGAGAAAAAAGACUGUACGACGCUGUACGUAGGAGGGGGGUCGGGGAGGGGGGGUUAAA
Molecule: messenger RNA, 2162 nt
Organism: Durotheca rogersii
Lineage: Eukaryota; Fungi; Ascomycota; Sordariomycetes; Xylariales; Xylariaceae
Product: 4-coumarate-CoA ligase
Exons: 2
Coding region: 309-2075 (588 amino acids)
Biological process (GO): fatty acid metabolic process
Molecular function (GO): medium-chain fatty acid-CoA ligase activity
Source: RefSeq, a predicted model, not a curated record